This is a messenger RNA of Adelges cooleyi (spruce gall adelgid), 2031 nucleotides long. RefSeq lists its product as uncharacterized. Lineage: Eukaryota; Metazoa; Arthropoda; Insecta; Hemiptera; Adelgidae. The record is from RefSeq and is a predicted model, not a curated record. Bases 411 to 1811 code for a protein of 466 amino acids. The transcript is spliced from 5 exons.
UGGUUAUUACUCUACUAUGUUUUAUCUAGCUAUCAUAAUAUAAUCAUUAACCAUUAUGAAUUAUGAAAUGUCAAGUUUUCUUUUCAGGGACUGCCGACUGACUUAUCCUCAGUAGAGGUAUGAUAACACUAUCAUAUGAUAUGAUACUAUUAUUGAUUAUCCCUUUGAGGUCUGAGCGUAGAUACUAAACAGUAGACCUCAUUUAAAAUUAAGAUGACAAAUUUUACUAUUUACGUAAUCAUAGGAUAAAUUUUUUUAAUUACCUUAACUUACCCAGUUAUUUCUCCACGAAACCUAAUAAUUAAUAUGCUAUAAGCAUUUUCUUUAUUUUCAGUAUAGUGAAAAUCUAAUAUUUUUUAUUAGAGUUUUGCAAUUAUUUAAAUUGAACUACAUGUGUGAUUUAAAAAACAAUGAAUACAAAAACUAGUAAUAAUAUAUGCUUAACAAAUGUAGUAGAUAAUGAAAUAUUUACGUACCCGAUAAUAUUACUUAAAGGAUGUAUACAAAACGCAAAUAAUGAUAAAUCUCAAUUUCUAAUUAAACAUAUUUCAGUUAAUAACAAUUAUUGUGAUACAUCUUUAUGGACAAUUUAUAACAACAGAUUUAAAGUAAUAAUAGAAUUAAAAAUUGGCAAUAACAAAAUUAUUUUUAAGUACGGAGAAGAUUUAUUACAAAUAGAUGUAAUUUUUAAACCGCGAACAACUAAAUAUACUGUGAGUCCUGUGUAUGUGAUAUGUGCUGAUCACGAUGGAAAAUUUCAGGCUCCAAACAAUUAUGACAAUUCAGUAGAAAUAGCGUGUAAAAAGAUAUUAUUGGGCUCAAAGCUAAUUCAAAUGUUAACCGCAGAGAAAAUGGAUGAAAAAGGUUUCGGAAAAAAAACAUUCUACAUGGAAACGGAAUGUCAAAUAAUCAAGAGUUCUCUUACAAGACAGAUGGUGUUUAAUAUGAAUCCAGAAAAAUUAUGGCAACACAUUGCUAGAGAAUUAACUGCAAAUCAAAAUUCAAAAAAUAGAAAAUUUUUGGCCUUCUUAUCGUGCACAUAUUGGGAUGGAGAAAAUUUACAUGGACAUGUUGCAUUAGGAGGAGGAGGAUUAGCAUUGUUUGGUACCGGAUGUCUUUACACGUGGCCAAGUCAACUGAAAGAAGUCUUACAGUGUUUCACUAACAUGAAAAAAGUCGAUACCAAUGUAUUGUUGGACGACAGUUGCUUUAGGGGAAACUUCGGGGGAUGUUUCAGUACAACGUUAGGGUCAGUAUGGCAUGAAAUCGGGCAUACAUUUGAUUUGGGUCAUACAAAAUAUGGUAUAAUGGGCAGAGGUUUUGAUAAUGUUCAUUUGACUUUUACAUUGGAUAAUAUAAAUAUGGCACAAGAAAGUAUAUCUAAUAGAAAAAGGUAUAUUGUAUGUAUUGAAAAUUGUAUAAACAACUACAAAGCCAAAGAAGAUUUGUCCAACAACAAUAGUGUCAAUAACAAAACUAAUUUAUAUGCAAAAUCAGACGAGUGUGACACAACAACCAAUUGUUGGUCAAAUGGUUGUGCAGCAAUACUCUUGUUUCAUAAGUGGUUUAACAGUUAUGAUGAGGAAAAAAGUAAUGGUCCUCAUUAUGUAGUGAAAAGAAAUUUAUUAACAUCAACAAAAGGGUUGAAAGUUGUACAGUUAAGACGUGAUGAUGGAUUUGUCACACAUUCAUGGGAGUUCCUGAGAAAUAAUAAUAAACAGACAUUUAUUCUUCCAGUACAACUAGCAACAAUCGGCACAACAAUUGUGGCUGAAGAUUCAAAUGGAAAUAUUUUAAAGCACUCAAUUUAAUUUUUUAGAUUUUACAGAUUUUAUUAAAUGUUAAUUUGUCACUCAAUUUAUAUAAAAAUAACAUAAUUAUUUUAAAAUUCAUUAAGCACCUUAUAGUACGCCUAAUAUGCUUAAAAUAAAUAAAACAUGACUUAAUUUUAAUGCAAUUAUUACUUAAAAAAACAAAAAUGUUAAACUAUUUUUUAAUUAACAACACUUAAUUUAACAGUAUUAUUUAUAU